AUGGCGACACAAAAUAAGCAUAUGAUAUGCAAGAAUGUUGACGACGUGUUUGCGGAGGACGAAGAAGUUCGAUUCCCAAUUAUGGUUCAGCCCACUCUCGUCGGUUACAAGGCAUGCCUGGUAAAAGAGGGAGUGGAAAAGUUAGUGACAUCAAGAAUUGAAGAAUUAGAAGAACGGAUGUUGGCCAAACUUGAUGAAUUGGACGAGAAGAUUUUGCAAGAAACUUGUGACGGUGUCGUGUACCUCGGGCAAUGCUAUAUAGCUUCAUUACACACUGCACAAGAUGUCAACUACGACAAAGCUGUUGCAAUGUGUACAAAAAUGUCGGCAAAACCAGCAGACAUCAUCGAUUAUCCACAUUAUGAUAUGAUUUUCAAAUAUAUUCGAACACUGAUGUCUUCUUCACUCGUAGAAGUCAUGUUGGCAAUGACAUUUAACCACUCGACGAAAAGAGUUUUACUGUCAAAUGGUAACACUGCUCCAUACACUAAUUAUUACUCGGGAUAUCCUCGCUCUACGACAUCUCACACUCAAAUGGGGAUAAUCGUGAGGAAUCCAUCGUCUGGUGACCAAGGAAUGUACAACUACCCACGAUUGUAUGAUAGACACGGAGUCUUGUGCCGGAAGGAACUAUUUUCAUCAAAUUAAGAUUCUUUCUAAAUGAGUUCAUAAACAGAUUCUGAGACUAUGUAACACCUUUAUGAGAAAGCAAUAAUCUCGACUAACAAUUCGCCCUCAAUCUGACUGUCAUUUCAGUUCAUUUUAAUCAUUUGUCUAAACUUUUACAUUUAAUAUUCAAAUUUAUUUUCAUUACUUACAAGGCGGUUAAGCUGUUUGUUCAUAACUUUCUUGUACAAAGAUAUCGCUCCCAUGCGGAGCCGGAUUUAGACGUUGUGAAAGCCCAGGCUAUAUCACUCGUGAGGCCCUCUUUAAUAUUGACGGCAUAACAUCAACGGGACGUCAAGCUCAUUAAAAAUAAAAAUAUUCGUUAGAUUUGAUCUUGCUCGCCUUAUUUUGGAUAUUUACAAUUCGUUAUUUUGGAUAUUUACUCUCCAUUCACAUAUUUUCAACCGUUGUUUUCAAAUAAAACAUA
This is a messenger RNA of Styela clava, 1093 nucleotides long. Lineage: Eukaryota; Metazoa; Chordata; Ascidiacea; Stolidobranchia; Styelidae. The record is from RefSeq and is a predicted model, not a curated record.